AAACUAAAAUAUCAUUCUCACUCACAUCAUCACCACCUCUCCAAUAAUUCCUUUCUCUUUCUCUACACACACUACACACACUGCCAACUACUCAGCAGAAAAAUGGCAAUGGCGAAUGCUUUCUCCAGCUCUUCCUUCACCGCCCUCCGAUCAAAACCUUCCGACUCUUCCCUUCCUCCGCCUUUGAGUUAUUAUUCACCCGCCUCAAAGCCCAUGCGCUACUUUUCGGUCACCCCGCGAUUUAACUCGUCCCCCAAAAAGUAAAACUGUAAAGAUGUGUGCCUCAGUUGAUGGGGUAGACUCAGUUGGUUCGAUGUCAUUGAAAUCUGAGCAGGAGAAUGAUAACGUUCCAAUGCCUAUUGUCCUGAUAGAUCAAGAUUCUGAUCCUGAUGCAACUAUUGUGCAAGUUAGUUUUGGAGAUCGCCUUGGUGCUCUUGUUGACACGAUGAAGGCGCUUAAAGACUUGGGCUUGGAUGUUUUGAAAGGAACUGUUUCUACUGAGAACUCAGUCACACAAACAAAAUUUUUUAUCACUCGACUGGCAACAGGUCGCAAAGUUGAAGACCCUGAUCUCUUGGAGAGAAUUCGUUUGACCAUCAUCAACAACCUACUUAAGUAUCACCCGGAGUCCAGCGAGCGGCUUGCAAUGGGUGAAGCUUUUGGAAUAAAACCACCAGAAAAAAAGGUUGAUGUUGAUAUUGCAACUCACAUACAUGUUAAGGAAGAUGGACCUAGGAGAAGCUUGCUCUAUAUAGAGACAGCAGACCGACCAGGGCUGCUGUUAGAGAUGAUCAAAAUCAUGGCGGAUGUCAAUGUAAAUGUUGAAUCUGCGGAGAUCGAUACAGAAGGGUUGGUGGCAAGGGACACGUUUCACGUCAGUUACAGAGGAGCAGCAUUGAACAGUUCCUUGUCUCAGGUCCUUGUGAAUUGCCUGCGUUACUACCUGCGGAGGCCUGAAACUGACGAAGAUAGCUACUAGGAGGAUUAUACUUCACUUACGCUAAUCCUCACCUCUACAAUGUUGUAUGGCAAGAAAUCAAGGUUAUAUGCAAACGAAAUGCUUUUCUUGAACUUAUAUAUAACUAAAUCGUCAUCUUAAGUUCGAACCCGAAAAAGAAUCGUCGUCAUACAACUAUGAAAUUCAUGGGAGGCACAGAUGAUUAUUUUAGUUGUAAUGGGAAGAAAGCCUUCCUUAAAUGUCACAUACAUCCAGACAUGCAUGUUAUCAGAGCCUCCCUUAACAAUUCUGUGUGAUGGUGCUGUAAUAUCCAUAUCUUUCUCCAAACCUAUUGAUCUUCUUGUUCUUUA
Molecule: messenger RNA, 1308 nt
Organism: Sesamum indicum (sesame)
Lineage: Eukaryota; Viridiplantae; Streptophyta; Magnoliopsida; Lamiales; Pedaliaceae
Source: RefSeq, a predicted model, not a curated record